AUGGUGAACCUCGUUGCAGCACAAAAGCCAUUGUUGCAUGGCCUAAUGAAAAUGGCUGGUAUUCGACCUCACACAGUAGAGAUCGAGCCAGGCACGGUUAUGAGCAUUUGGGUCCCCUCUGAAACAAUCCAAAAGCCCAAAACCACCGCAGAGGCGGCUGCCACCAUGACUGCCAAACCGACAAAACCGGUGGUCGUACUAGUCCAUGGUUUCGCGGCCGAGGGCAUUGUCACCUGGCAAUUCCAGGUGGGUUCAUUGACAAAGAAGUACUCAGUUUACGUGCCGGACCUCCUCUUUUUCGGUGGUUCAAUCACCGAUAGCCCCGACAGGUCGCCGAGGUUCCAGGCGGAGUGUCUGGCCAAGGGGCUGAGGAAGUUGGGGAUUGAGAAGUGCACAGUGGUUGGAUUUAGCUACGGCGGUAUGGUUGCGUUUAAGAUGGCAGAAUUGUACCCCGAUUUGGUGGAGGCGCUGGUGGUUUCUGGUUCAAUUCUGGCCAUGACGGACUCCAUUAGCCAUGCAACACUUAGCAGCCUCGGGUUUUCUUCAUCGGCGGAGCUUUUGUUGCCGACCAGCGUCAAGGGCUGCCAGGCACUUCUCAAAGUCGCUGCUCAUAAGAAGCUUUGGUUCCCUGAUCGGCUUCAUAAGGACUUCCUCGAGGUGAUGUUCAACAACAGAAAAGAAAGGGGAGAAUUGCUGGAAGGUCUUGUGGNAACACUCAAGGAUCGAGUGACCCAACUUGAUGGCAAGGUCGACCAUUUGGACGGACAAGUGUAG
This is a messenger RNA of Fraxinus pennsylvanica, 774 nucleotides long. The record is from the annotation of a GenBank genome assembly. Lineage: Eukaryota; Viridiplantae; Streptophyta; Magnoliopsida; Lamiales; Oleaceae.